This is a messenger RNA of Bactrocera oleae (olive fruit fly), 1638 nucleotides long. It is a transcript of the gene tilB, whose product is annotated as touch insensitive larva B. Gene Ontology annotation, biological process: outer dynein arm assembly. Gene Ontology annotation, cellular component: cytoplasm. Lineage: Eukaryota; Metazoa; Arthropoda; Insecta; Diptera; Tephritidae. Gene Ontology annotation, molecular function: protein binding. The record is from RefSeq and is a predicted model, not a curated record.
AAAAUUUAUUUCAAGAACGCUCCGUCUGAGUACUGGUUCAAAAAAGUUCUCACUACAUAGAUUAUAUGACGUUCUUCAAACAAAUUGUCAGAUACUUCGCUCAUCCACUCAACCGACCAAAUAUGUUUAAAAGACCUGAGUGCCUAACCUCCCCUUUGUCAAAAGCUAUUUGAUUUGCUGAAAAAUUGAGCCUGAGUGCUCCAUAGACACAAGAAGCCACAGUACUAAACAUUAUUGUAAGGUUAUGUAAAGGUUAAAAAAUAUUAUUAUUUGUUGUCAAGGAAACGUGAACUCACUCGUAUUGAUUUAUUUGAAACUAAAACUUGUUUAUGCAACAAUCAUUUUAUCAAAACCUGUGUAAAGUCAUUAAGUUUUCGAAACAAUGGUAAAGAUCACAGAAGAAUUGGUGCGCAAGAAAUCCGAACAUAAUGAAUGCCUCAUCAGCACACUGGAAGAGCUCUCGCUGCACCAAGAAGACAUUGAGCGCAUUGAGCACUUGCAGAAUUGGUGUCGCGAUCUGAAGAUUUUGCUGCUGCAAUCGAAUCUGAUUGCCAAAAUAGAGAAUCUGUACAAAUUGAAGAACCUAGAAUACUUAAACUUGGCCAUAAAUAAUAUAGAACGUGUCGAAAAUCUCGAGGCACUCGAGGCGCUCAACAAAUUAGACUUAACUUUGAAUUUCAUUGGCGAACUCACAUCGAUUGAGUGCCUGAAGGGCAACUAUAAUCUACGCGAGCUCAUACUCACUGGCAAUCCGUGCUGUGACUACCCACAUUAUCAAGAUUACGUGAUGGCCACGUUGCCGCAACUGAAUCGGUUGGAUUGUGAAGAGAUCAAAAUCUCAGAAAAGUUGCAGGCACAAAAGUUCCUCUCCACCUAUCGCGCUGUUAUUGUACAAAAACAAGCCAAUUACUGCAUGGAACGGGAUGAGCAAAAAUUGCGUGUGGCCGAGAAGAAGGCGCAAUUGGAAAGCGAAAUGGCGCAAAUCGACGAUGAAGACAGUCGUUUGAAAAAGUUUUGGGACACCAAAAGCGAGCAUUGCCCCGAAACACGCAUGGAUAUUGCCAAAUAUCAUAAAUUGGGGCGUGAGAAGAAAAACGCAGCGGAGCAAGAAAAGCCAGUUCGUCGAACAUUAACACUCUUUGCACCCUGCGGUCGGCCCUACAAUCUUAAUCAACCGAAAUUGGCAUUCAAUUUGAAGGACGAAUACAAUGAGUAUAUACUGGAGCUCGGGGUUUAUAAAUACUUGGAUACAUCACAGAUACAGGUGGAUGUCGAGUCAAAUUAUGUGCGCGUCUCAGUGAAAGGGAAAAUUUUUCAAAUGGCUUUUUCGGAAGAGAUCAACAUAACCGAGGCAAAAGUCAAGCGUUCGCAGAUAACGGGUUAUUUACUUGUAACUAUGCCAAAGUUACACGUCAAAGAGAUGCUCACAUUGCGAUCGAAAAAAUCAGAUAAUGCGGACAUGAAUGAUAAGCCUCAAGAAAAUAAUGGCAAAAUGGAAUUAAAGGGGUCUGUGGAUAUAAAAAAUAUUUAUAGCAACGAACAUGCGGAUCUUCCCGAGCUAAUCGAUUAAAUUAUUUAUAACCAUCACUCAUACUGAAUAAAAAAAUGUUUACUUUAUAUAUAUUUUUUAAAUAAAAA